This is a messenger RNA of Micropterus dolomieu (smallmouth bass), 2916 nucleotides long. RefSeq names its product zinc transporter ZIP11. The transcript is spliced from 6 exons. Lineage: Eukaryota; Metazoa; Chordata; Actinopteri; Centrarchiformes; Centrarchidae. The record is from RefSeq and is a predicted model, not a curated record. Gene Ontology annotation, cellular component: membrane. The coding region runs from base 1 to 723 and encodes 240 amino acids. Gene Ontology annotation, molecular function: zinc ion transmembrane transporter activity. Gene Ontology annotation, biological process: zinc ion transmembrane transport.
AUGUUGGCUGCUUCCUAUUGGUCAUUGCUGGCCCCGGCGAUCGAAAUGGCAGAGGAUUCUGGGAAAUAUGGCUCAUUUGCUUUCUUGCCCGUGGCUGUGGGAUUCACACUUGGAGCGGCCUUUGUUUACUUCGCUGACCUGGCCAUGCCCCUACUGGGUGUAGGUGCUGACCCCCACAUUGCCUUGGCUCUGCCCCCCGAUUCCAAGCACGCCAAAGAGAAAGCAGAGGAGCCCUCGUUCCAACUCUUGGACACUGAUGAGAUGACCAUCAGGAUAGGUAGAGCUGGACCUCUCUCAGUGUGUUUUUUAUCUGCAGAGGGUUUGGCUGUGGGGGUUGGAUUCGGAGCCAUUGGAAAGACUUCAUCUGCUACUUUUGAAAGAGCCAGAAAUUUGGCCAUCGGUAUUGGCAUCCAGAAUUUCCCAGAAGGCUUGGCAGUGAGCCUGCCACUCCGGGGUUCAGGGGUCUCGACAUGGAAAGCCUUCUGGUAUGGCCAGCUAAGCGGCAUGGUAGAGCCCAUCGCUGGGUUGCUGGGCGCCUUUGCGGUUGUCUUGGCAGAACCUCUGUUGCCAUAUGCAUUGGCGUUCGCUGCCGGGGCUAUGGUUUACGUGGUGGUGGAUGACAUCAUACCAGAGGCUCAAGUCAGUGGAAACGGGAAGCUGGCAUCCUGGACAUCCAUCUUGGGCUUCGUAGUGAUGAUGUCACUAGACGUAGGGCUGGGCUAAGGUCACCGCGACAACUGGCAGCAUGUCAACAGAAGCCUCAAUGACCAUGAUGUCAUCACAGUGCUGCUGACCUCAGUUUUGUUUUUAAAAGGGACCAAAUUAAGUGUUUUAUUCUGAAACACUGUCUAUUUAGUUUGAAUUGUCUCUACUUGAAAUUCAGCAUUGAUAACAGAAUCACAGAACUAUUUUGUGAAACACGUUGUGAGGAUGGCUCUACUUGAAUAGUUAUCUUGCAUUUAUUUUCAUGCUAGCAGUCAAUUCCUGAGAGCAGCUGUCAUUUUUUUCAUGUCAUUUAGGAAUGAAUUUAUAAAUAUUUAAUGAAUAUUCUCCUGAUUCCAGAGCUUGUGUGAAUGUUUUGCUGAGGGGAUAUGGCUUUUUGAUAUUUCAAAACUAUUAUUUCAAAACAAAAGUUUAACAAUGAAUGAAUGAAUGAAUGUUAUUUUCUAUUAGUUUACUUCUUCCAGUUUUUUGUAUUUCCUCAUAAUGGCAAGAUUAGAUUUAGCUUGACUCCUGCUGUAUCGUCGUCACUGCGAAGAAAAAACAGCAAGGUACAAUGUGAUUAUGGUGUACUGAAACAUGAAAUUCCAAAAGACUUUUUGUUUGUGUCUACGCAAUUGUGACUUUUACGAAGUUCACUUUUUGGACUCAAUUUGUGGACAAUUCAGACAUUAUUACCACAUAAUUUACUUUAUCCUCUUCCAUAACAAACUCAUAUAAAUGACACACUCUCCUUUUAAACCAAGUGUAGUGCCUUUUUCACGGCUUCUGUCAUCUGAAGAAUCAUGUGUUGUGGUCCAUGUCUAAUUAUUUAAAGGCUGAUGAAGUUACCACUGAAUAGUGUGAAGUAUUUAUAUAAUUAAACAACAGAGUAAUUCUCUGUAUGUUUUUUUAUCCAUCUGCCUUUUCUAGAGAGACACAAUUCUGACGUUCAUUUCAUGCCAGAGUUAACAGAUCCUACGAAACCUAAAAAUAAGCUCCUGUGGUUUUCUUUGUCUCUGGUUGCUGCGUGUAGCUUUGAGCUGGUAUGUAUGAAACUUCUAAGGAAUAGUCUUAAACUUUGACUAAUGAGUCAAAAGAACUCUUGGUAAAAGUAAAAGUAGGCCUCAGAAGUUUGAAUAAAUAAGCAAAGUCUUAAUGUGAUUGUACGUGCUGAAUGCAGUGACUUCUAAAAUUUUUUUUUUUUUAAAUAUUAGUCUACCCAAAAUACCCUCCAUCAAGCACUGAAUCAACCAAUAUCCGAACCUCAAACGCUUCAUGCACACCAAGUCAUGUUGACACUUGCAUGCAUCAGUUUAUUGAGACAUGCAAGAGUAAAGCUUAUGUAGCUAAUGCUGACAAUAUCAAUAUGUAUUUUGGAUAAUACUCAUAAAAUCUUAAAAAAACCUCUGUGUAGAUUCUAUAAAAUGUUUGUACGUGAAUCAAAUACAUGUUUGUUUGUUCGUUGCCGUUUUAGUUGGUUGUGCUAGCAGCAUGGCGCUGCUGAUGGCGAUCGGCCGGUUGAUUCUCCACUUUGGUCCUGGCUGAAAUAUCUCAACAACUGACCAUGAAAUUUUGUGCAGAUGUUCGUGGCCCCUAGAGCAGGGCUUUUCAAACUCAGACUGGGGGCCUCCCAUCAGACAAACCUUUGACCAAGGUGCCUUAGUUUACUUGUUUAGUUGUGCUCAAUACCUGGAGGCCUAUGGGAUCACGAUAAUGUUAUUUGAUUCCAUAGACACUCAACAAUGGGGCCAAGACAGCCUAAUACUGCUGUUUGACAUAACUUGAGACUACACCAAAUACAUAACAAACAGGUCUGUCCUAAGGCAUUUAUUAGAGUCUGAUUCUGAUAAAGUGAGGAAGACGGUAGAAUUCCCCAUAACUCCUGUAUCUCUGAACUUUCUUUAAUUAAAUCACACACAUUUAGGCUCUGUGAUCUCCUUUUGAAAGCUAUUAAUAAAGUAAUAAGUAAUGUGUUUUUUUGUGUACUUCCAUUCAAUGAGCCUCCCCUGAAACAGUUUGGCCUCCUAUUUUGAAAACGAUUAAUCGCAUUAUGCGUAAAUUUGAAUAACGAAUUCUAAAGUAGUGUGUUGCGCAAUUUUAAUUUAAAUGUACUGCUAUAUACACAAAACUGUAGUAACAUUUACUUACUUACUGUCUUUUCAACUAACUUGAAUUCUUUCAUAAUAUAUACAUUAUAAAUGUGGUUAAUGUGAA